ACAGGGAACAGGGGAGAGGGGAAAAAAGGACGCUUUUAUAGUCCCAAAAAGACAGGGGGGAGGAGGAGGGGAAGUUCCUCUUCUACUUCUUCGUGUAAAAGUUAACAGGGGUGGGGAGAGGACAAAAAUAUUAGGAGAGAGAGAAAUUUAGAAGUUAGUAUAAGUAUAGUGAUCUAAGAGUGUUACACUGUGGACUAAGACGAAAUAACUCGUGCUCUCACCUUUUAUAUAUCAUAAAAGGUAUGAAUUUAUACGUUGUGAGCAGUAUUAUUGUGGUUGGUCUUACCAUGACCACCGCUGCAUCCGACGUAUUGAUCCUUGGAUCUACGUCUAUGGGGUUUGCUGAGAAACAGGAAUCGUCUAAGGUUCAUUGUCGAUAUAGUAAGGCCUAUUCGAUGCUACAAGUUAGAUGUUCUGACCCAAAAUUAGAAGAAAUUCCUCGUGAUUUAAAUUCUAAUAUACAGAUCCUUGAUGCAUCAUUCAGCCGAAUACGUGAUCUGCACAACGACAGUUUUUCAUCGUACACAAAAUUGGCCUUCAUUUAUCUUGGCGAUAAUUUUAUACAAAACAUCGAAGAAUCCGCAUUCUCACGACAAUAUUAUCUCGAAGUUCUCGAUCUAACAAAAAAUGGUUGCGACAAUUUACCAAAGAAUCUCUUUCAAUUACCCUACUUGCGUAAAGUUUAUCUUGCAGUUAACAAAUUUGGCGAUUCUGUGUUUCAAACUGAAGUAACAUCGCCUCUUAAUUUUCUUCAAUUGCAUCGCAACAAAUUAACCAAAUUACCGGAAAUGGGAUAUUUACCAACACUUACGCAAUUAAACGUUUCCGAAAAUAUGAUUACGAAAAUAACAACGAGAGAAUUGGCGCGUUUUUGUAAUUUAAAAUCGCUCGAUGCUACGAAAAAUCCGCUCAAUCUUGAAGAAGACAAUUGCGAAUGCGUCGUUAUGAAAAGUUGGUUGAAAUUACGUGAGAUUAAAUUCAAGCCUGAUUACAAUUGUACACCUGCGGCGUUUAAACGUUGCAAUGGAAAAAAUGUCACCUUUAGCAAUGACACUUUAACGAUCUACGAUGAAUGUACAAACAUCCUCAGGAUACAAAUGCAAACGAAAAAAACACGUAACAUGUGGAUCAUCUUGGCAUCUUCGGCAGCCUGUUUCAUAUUUAUAGCAUUUCUCGUAUUACUAUGUUUACAUAAACGUAACAAAAGGAAGAAAGAUAAAUUAAUGAAGGAACAACAACGUAUUGCUGCCAAUAAUGCUAAUACCCAAUUACUAAAUAGCAAUUUGAAACACGAAAGUGAAAAAUAAAAUAUACUACUUUCAUUUUUAUUUUGAGGAUUUUUUUCCUCUAACGGAGGAGGAGAAUGGAAAAAAAAUGGUUUCUUCUUUUCAUAUUUUUUUUUUUUUCUUGUUAAUCGUAAAAUAUAAAAGUUGAGCAUUUUUCUCUCGUUUACCUCACAGCAAGCACGGAUCCAUUUUUUCUUCUUCUUCUUCUUCUUCUUUUUCUUCUUUGCUACGAUCGAAAGAUUUCAUCGUUAUCGAGGAUAUUGAACUUAAGGAGAAAAGCCGAAGAAGAAGAAGAAGAAGGGAUUGGGGGAGGGGAGGGGGUAGGGUGGCAAAAGAGGUUUCGAUACCUUAAGGAGAGUAUUUGGCCCCUACCCUACCCCCAUCCCCUCUUCAUCGUUGUGUUUGCUCCUCUAGGGAAUACUUUCAAGAGGAUUUACGUUGAAAACGUUCAAGUAUAAGUCUCAGGUAGACUCGCAGAACAACAACGACGUAUCUUUUGGGACUGUGAUCUCUCUCUCUCUCUCUCUCUCUCUCUAUCUCUCUCUCUCGUGUUUGAGUAUGAAAGUUUAUGUAUGCUCUGGUAGAAUUUCACAGUGUAUGUAUGUAAUGUAUGUGUAUAUGUACUUAAGCCUUAAAAACUAUUAUAACUUGGCAUAUUAUCGUUCGUUCGUUCGUUCCUUGUAUUUUUUCAUUUAUUUUUAUUCUCGUCACCCGUUAUAUAAUUUUUUG
Messenger RNA from Polistes dominula (European paper wasp), 2015 nucleotides. It is a transcript of the gene Lapsyn, whose product is annotated as Leucine-rich repeat activity-regulated protein at synapses. Lineage: Eukaryota; Metazoa; Arthropoda; Insecta; Hymenoptera; Vespidae. The record is from RefSeq and is a predicted model, not a curated record. Gene Ontology annotation, molecular function: protein binding.